This is a messenger RNA of Marchantia polymorpha subsp. ruderalis, 900 nucleotides long. NCBI's taxonomy places the organism in Eukaryota, Viridiplantae, Streptophyta, Marchantiopsida, Marchantiales, Marchantiaceae. The record is from the annotation of a GenBank genome assembly.
UCACUUUUUCGGUGGAGAUCGGAGCUCUCGAGAUUUGAAGGAGUUUGAACGAGAGACAGGGAGAGAGAGAGAGACCGAGCUUCCCGCCUCGAUUCGUUUGUCUAGCACCUAUCAGUAUUCAGCCAGGCGCAGUUCAUUGCUCGGGCGUUUGUGAGGUUUAGCGAUGGCUCGUACUAAGCAGACAGCGCGUAAGUCGACAGGAGGAAAAGCUCCCCGUAAGCAGCUCGCAACCAAGGCUGCGAGGAAAUCUGCACCAACAACAGGAGGAGUGAAGAAGCCUCACAGAUACAGGCCUGGAACCGUUGCUCUCCGAGAAAUCCGCAAGUACCAAAAGAGCACUGAGCUCCUCAUCAGGAAGCUACCCUUCCAGAGACUGGUUCGUGAGAUUGCCCAGGACUUCAAGACCGAUCUACGUUUCCAGAGUCAUGCAGUUCUUGCUUUACAGGAGGCUGCCGAAGCUUAUCUCGUUGGUCUUUUCGAAGACACCAACUUGUGUGCCAUUCACGCGAAGCGCGUGACGAUAAUGCCCAAGGAUAUUCAGCUGGCUAGGCGUAUCCGCGGAGAGAGGGCUUAGGGUUCACUAGAGAAUUGCAGAAUUUUGUACAGUGGAAAUCGUGAGGUUUUCUCCUUGGCCCCAAUGCGACAUCAUUACUUUGCAUGCAUUUGGAGGCAUGUCCGGAUGGAUCGUUCUGUGCGGCAGAUUAGGUCAUUCUACCUACUGUUUAGUCGCUGAUGUUUUAGUAGACUGCUAGCUCAAUGGAAAUUGGGACAAUCUCAUACUACGGUGGGAUCAAUCGAAAAUAGUUCGUGCCCGAAGACAUCGUGAUUUUUGUAUGUACAUAAUAAGUAAAGGAUAAUAAAUCCUGACAAUUAUACAUCAAUUCCACGCAUUUCAAAUUC